Messenger RNA from Geodia barretti, 1108 nucleotides. The record is from the annotation of a GenBank genome assembly. NCBI's taxonomy places the organism in Eukaryota, Metazoa, Porifera, Demospongiae, Tetractinellida, Geodiidae.
GGAGUCAAAUGCAACACAAGUAAGAUUAAAUAAUUAUUCAAUCCGUUAGGUAUUGUGAUGGAUUUCAGUUGAUGACAAUUAUCGCAAUGGUGACAUUCGUCUGGUGGGAGGACCUCACAACUGGGAGGGUAGAGUGGAGAUAUUCUGGAAUGGAACAUGGGGAACCAUCAGUGAUGCUGACUGGGGUAUGUCAGAAGCUCAGGUUGUGUGUAAACAACUUCAAUUACCUUCGGAAGGUGCAGUUCCUUACAGGUGCUGUAGCCAGUAUGGCCAAGGAGUUGGUGCAGUCCAUAUAACCUCCAUCAACUGCUCUGGAUCAGAGCUCAACAUCACUCAAUGCUUCUUUUCUAAAGUCCCCCCAGCAACUCAUCAAAGCGAUGUGGGGGUCAGAUGUGGAGAAGGUUCUGAUUUUAAAAGUGGAGAUAUUCGUCUGGUGGGAGGACCGCUCAGCUGGGAGGGGAGAGUUGAGAUUUAUCUGGAUGGAGAAUGGGGAACUAUUAGCAAUGAUCAAGCUGAGGAUGAGGAUGCUCAUGUAGCUUGUCGACAACUUGGUUAUGACAUUCGAUAUCAAUACUUUGAUAAAUCCUAUGGGUAUGAUACAUAUUUUGGAGAAGGUAGUGGAGCAGUGCAUCUUAAUCGCUUGGAAUGCUCUGGAAAUGAAUACAGACUAGUGGAUUGUGGCAGUUCUCGUACUGGGCGAGACCACAGAUAUGAUUGGAGCAUUUCCUGCAAGAACGAUGCUCCAGAACAAGGAGAAGUGUUAUUGAUUGACUACGACAUUAACGACUACCAAGGUCUACUUCUUGUAUGGUUUAAUAGUCAGUGGGGAACCGUUUCUGACGAUUCAUGGACAAUUGAAGAUACUAAUGCCGUUUGUCACCAACUGGGAAGAAGUGGAAUUUCACCAUAUUCCUACAAUGAUUACUAUGGAUUAGAGGGGUUUCCUGUCGUCAUCAGCAAUGUCAGUUGUGAGGGAAAUGAGGUGAAACUGAUUGACUGUCCCUACACCACUGGAGGUAGCGGGUCUGCUGUGAGCCUCGAAUGCUCUUAUUCAGGUAAUAAUACUAGAAGAAUGUUGAACAUUGUUGGCGAGCGGGAGCGACCCAAC